CCCAUUGCCAACCUGAUGGGGCUUCUGGGAGGAUUCAGGAGGUGGCUGGUGCAGAAAACGCCUGACACACAGUAGGCAACUGCUAAGUGGCCAAUGCCCUUCCCCAACCUCCUUCUCAGAGCGGCUCUGCCUGCAAAAUAAGACUGGAGACUGGGUCUUGCUCUGUCACCCAGGCUGGAGUGCAGUGGUGUGAUCAUAGCUCACUACAGCCUUGAACUCCUGGGCUCAAGAGGUUGAGGCUCCCUCCUCAGCCUCCCAAGUAGCUGGGACUACAGGCUUUCAGCACCAUGCCUGGCUAAUUCAAAAAAACCUUCAGAGAGAUAGGGUCUCUCUAUGUUGCCCUAGCUCGUCUCAAACUCGUGGCCUCAAGUGAUCCUCCUGCUUGGACCUCCCAAAGCGCUGGGAUUACAGGCUCCUGGAACCAUGGGCCUCAGGCCCUGAGGAUACGGGGCUCCCGGUGGCCAUGACGACGGGUGACUGCUGCCACCUCCCCGGCUCCCUGUGUGACUGCUCCGGCAGCCCUGCCUUCUCCAAGGUCGUGGAGGCUACGGGCCUCGGACCGCCCCAGUAUGUGGCACAGGUGACUUCAAGGGAUGGCCGGCUCCUCUCCACCGUCAUCCGUGCCUUGGACACACCAAGUGAUGGUCCCUUCUGCCGGAUCUGCCAUGAGGGAGCGAACGGGGAGUGCUUGCUGUCCCCGUGUGGCUGCACUGGCACGCUGGGUGCCGUGCACAAGAGCUGUCUGGAGAAGUGGCUUUCCUCAUCUAACACCAGCUACUGCGAGCUGUGCCACACGGAGUUUGCAGUGGAGAAACGGCCUCGACCCCUCACAGAGUGGCUGAAGGACCCGGGGCCGCGGACGGAGAAGCGGACACUGUGCUGUGACAUGGUGUGUUUCCUGUUCAUCACGCCGCUGGCCGCCAUCUCAGGCUGGUUGUGCCUGCGCGGGGCCCAGGACCACCUCCGGCUCCACAGCCAGCUGGAGGCCGUGGGUCUCAUUGCCCUCACCAUCGCCCUCUUCACCAUCUAUGUCCUCUGGACGCUGGUCUCCUUCCGCUACCACUGCCAGCUGUACUCCGAGUGGAGAAAGACCAACCAGAAAGUUCGCCUGAAGAUCCGGGAGGCGGACAGCCCCGAGGGCCCCCAGCAUUCUCCACUGGCGGCUGGACUCCUGAAGAAGGUGGCAGAGGAGACACCAGUAUGAAUGCUGGGCUCUCUGGACCCUGCAGCAGAGAGGCCAGAGGUAGCUGGCGAUACCCUGUCCUGUGGAAGGACUUCCACUUCAACACUUCCCGCACGGCCUGAACGCUUCUUAGGCCAAGAGACACCACGCGGAGCCUAGUCUGUGAUCCUGUGUGAAGAUAUUUUCAGGGUUUUUUUUUUUUUUUUUUUUUUGCAUAUGGAGGACAGGUGGACAUGGUCCUGAGCUCUGGACGGAGCAGGCACCCUGAUCUCAUUCUGAGGUCCACAUGGCACCUUCUGGGCCAGCAGCUGUGGCCGGUGUAUCAAGGGCGCCCUUAAAGCUGGAACAUUCCAGCAAGCUUCUUGCGCUUCUCUGCACCCGGCAGGCCCACUUUCCUGGCACCCUCGACUUUAUAUAAAAGUUGCACUGCGUUUCAAAAACCCACCCCUGAAUGAAUAAAAGGAGCCCUGGCUGGACAAAA
This is a messenger RNA of Gorilla gorilla gorilla (western lowland gorilla), 1664 nucleotides long. It is a transcript of the gene MARCHF2, whose product is annotated as membrane associated ring-CH-type finger 2. The record is from RefSeq and is a predicted model, not a curated record. Gene Ontology annotation, biological process: protein ubiquitination. The coding region runs from base 464 to 1204 and encodes 246 amino acids. The transcript is spliced from 6 exons. Gene Ontology annotation, molecular function: zinc ion binding; ubiquitin-protein transferase activity. NCBI's taxonomy places the organism in Eukaryota, Metazoa, Chordata, Mammalia, Primates, Hominidae.